Messenger RNA from Zerene cesonia (dogface butterfly), 1011 nucleotides. RefSeq names its product gamma-glutamyl hydrolase-like. The record is from RefSeq and is a predicted model, not a curated record. Gene Ontology annotation, molecular function: gamma-glutamyl-peptidase activity. Bases 1 to 1011 code for a protein of 336 amino acids. Lineage: Eukaryota; Metazoa; Arthropoda; Insecta; Lepidoptera; Pieridae. The transcript has 6 exons. Gene Ontology annotation, cellular component: vacuole. Gene Ontology annotation, biological process: tetrahydrofolylpolyglutamate metabolic process.
AUGAAUAUGAAACGUUUUCUUCUUUUUUUGAUCUGUUCAAUUUUAAGCUGUGAAUGUGCAGUUAUAGUGAAAGAUGUAAGCGUUGCAUAUCAGGAACUUAAUGAACGACCCAUUAUAGGGGUCUUAUCACAAGAGCAAUCCUUUUAUCUCCAUGGAAAAUUCCCUGAAGAGAAUUAUACAAGUUAUAUUGCGGCAUCAUAUGUGAAAGAUGUAGAAAAAUCUGGUGCGAGAGUAGUGCCUAUUUUAAUAGGUAAAGAUAGAAAAUAUUACGAGGAACUCAUGAAAAAAAUUAAUGGCGUGUUAUUUCCCGGCGGCGCAACAUUUUUUAACCAAUCAAACGGUUAUGCUGAUGCUGCUCAGCAUAUUUACGAGAUAGCUCAAGAAUUCAAUGACGCAGGCGAUUAUUUCCCUAUUUUUGGCACAUGCCUAGGGUUCCAGCUUAUCAUAAUUCUGGCUUCUGGAAGAGGAACGGUAGAAAACAGGUCAACAUGUCGUUCUUAUACUAAUCUACCACUAAUCUUUGAUUCAGACUUUCGUAACAGCAAAAUGUUUAGGGAUGUUCCAGAAAAUAUGAUCCACGUUUUGGCAAACGAAAAUGUCACUGUAAAUUAUCACCGAUAUUGCAUACUCGAGUCCAAUUUACAAAACUUCAAUUUAAUAAAUGAUUGGCGGCCGACGUCUUAUGGUUAUGACGAUAAUCAUAUUAAAUUUAUUGCAACAUACGAGCAUAGACGAUAUCCAUUCUACGCAGUGCAAUUUCAUCCAGAAAAAAGUUCAUUUGAAUGGAAAUUAUCAAAAAAUUACGCACAUUCGAUUAACGCUGUGAAGGCCAACAGAGUUUUCAUGGAUUUCUUCGUGUCCGAGUGUAGAAGAAAUACUCACGGCUUUCAAGAUGCUAACGAGGAGAAUAAAUAUCUCAUAUAUAACUAUCCAGCGGUGUUCACUGGAGUUCUUGGCAGCGCUUUCCAUGAAUGCUACUUCUUUGAACCCAGAGGAACUGUUUCCAAGUGA